Chlorella variabilis is the source of this 567-nucleotide messenger RNA. RefSeq lists its product as hypothetical. The transcript is spliced from 5 exons. Gene Ontology annotation, molecular function: protein tyrosine phosphatase activity. NCBI's taxonomy places the organism in Eukaryota, Viridiplantae, Chlorophyta, Trebouxiophyceae, Chlorellales, Chlorellaceae. The coding region runs from base 1 to 567 and encodes 188 amino acids. The record is from RefSeq and is a predicted model, not a curated record. Gene Ontology annotation, biological process: protein dephosphorylation.
AUGGCUGGCUCGGGGCAGGGCGCGCAGGGAGGGCCUUCCAAAGUCCUUUUCGUGUGCCUGGGCAACAUUUGUCGCAGCCCGUCUGCCGAGGCGGUGUUCAAGAAUGUGGUGGAGCGUGCGGGCGUAGCCGACCAGUUCCAGAUCGACAGCUGCGGUACCGGCGGCGGCAGCUCCAACUGCUACCACGAGGGUGACCCGGCGGAUGGGCGCAUGACGGCCACCGCCCGCGGCCGCGGCGUCACGCUGACCAGCCGCUCGCGCCCGCUCACGCCCCAGGACCUGGCUGAGUUUGACCACAUCAUCGGCAUGGAUGCCUCCAACCUGGCAGCCAUCAAGCGCGCAGCAGAGCACUGGCGCGCCAACGGCGGCGGUGCCGCCCCUGUGCCUGCCGACUACGGCGCCAAGCUGAGCCUCAUGACCGACUACCUGCGCGGCACGCAGUUCAGCCAGUACAAGGAGGUGCCAGACCCGUACUACGGAGGGCAGCGCGGUUUCGAGCUGGUGCUGGACCUGCUGGACGAUGCGUGCGAAGGCCUGCUGCAGUCCAUCCAGCAGCGGCGGCAGUGA